AUGCCGUCCCCCCCCGCCCCUCAACAAGCGCCCCUCCCCCAAAGACUCGCCCCGGCCCUUGAGCCACCAAUCGCCCACCCCCCUCGAAGACUCGCCCCGGCCCAGCUCGUCGGAUCCACCCAUCAGCCGGUCGACACCCCACCUCAGCCCGUCGCCUACCCCCACCAACCCGUCGCCUACCCCCCCGCCCCGCCUCGCGCUUCCUCGACCAAAGAUCGUACGAUGUAUGGAUCACCAACGAAUAUAGGAAGCGAAUAUAGGAAGGUUGCCCUCCACCACUUGUCUCCCGACCUACACACUGAAGCCAAGAACAAGGUCAGUAACAGGGCUGACGACCACCGGGCCUUUUCUGUCUGGCCUAUGGUUCUGGGGCUGACCGUCACCGGCGUGGUGGCUAGCGUCAUCCCAGCGGUCAAACCGAUUUGGCUGUUGACCGAGUGGCCCCUCCAGGCUGACGCGCUCCCCUGUUUCUGGGCCCGCCGGUGGUCUUUGGUGUGGCUGGCCAUCAACCUCAUGUGGGCCGUAGCGCUCCUCGUCCAAGGCCUAAGUGGAGAGAACCUGAACAUCAACCAGGUCGCCGCCAACUUCCUCCCCCUCCCGUGCCACCCCUGCUACCCUUAA
Messenger RNA from Cryptococcus wingfieldii CBS 7118, 621 nucleotides. RefSeq lists its product as hypothetical. The coding region runs from base 1 to 621 and encodes 206 amino acids. The transcript has 4 exons. The record is from RefSeq and is a predicted model, not a curated record. NCBI's taxonomy places the organism in Eukaryota, Fungi, Basidiomycota, Tremellomycetes, Tremellales, Cryptococcaceae.